Messenger RNA from Anguilla rostrata (American eel), 4175 nucleotides. It is a transcript of the gene brpf3b, whose product is annotated as bromodomain and PHD finger containing, 3b. The coding region runs from base 664 to 4167 and encodes 1167 amino acids. The transcript has 9 exons. The record is from RefSeq and is a predicted model, not a curated record. Gene Ontology annotation, cellular component: MOZ/MORF histone acetyltransferase complex. Lineage: Eukaryota; Metazoa; Chordata; Actinopteri; Anguilliformes; Anguillidae. Gene Ontology annotation, biological process: regulation of transcription by RNA polymerase II. Gene Ontology annotation, molecular function: protein binding.
GGUGAGAGCCAAUGCAUGUGUGCGUGUGUAUGUUUUGAGCGUGGAGGCAGUACGUAGCUAGUGGGGGGAUGUGUGGCAACUUGAGAGUUCUCUAGCUAAGUUUCUGUGGCGGAGGACUGCGGCCGCCAUAUCUUCAAGGAAAAGUGUCACCUUUAUUCGUUUUGUAUGCCGCUUACGGUACACCGGAACGUGGUGUUUCGUGAAUAUAGAGAUUGUUCCAGAUAACUAUGCUAACGUUAACGCGCAACCCGCACUCUAGUCUGAUUUUUUUUUUAAAGAAAGGGGCGUGUUCUUGCUAUCUUGACUGAAAGCCCCGCUCUCUACCCGUACUAACUACAGCACAUCUGAGGCUGAAAAAAUUACCUCCCUUGCUAGAAACCAGGGUCCCUACACUCUCGCCUUUCUUUUACGCGAACCAUGUCCUUAUAGGUGGCCGGAGCCACUUGAUUCUGUCGAAAAACGCUUGUUCGAAGACACAAUGGAGGACUGAAGCGCAGAGGACAUUUUCGCACCGAAAUUUGCCGGCUUUUCGGCCGAGGCGUAGCUAGCUUGGUAGCUAGCUAGCUACCAAAAAACCUGGGCUCCACAAACGGCCGGUUGCCGAGCUGCCCUUUAAAACGAUAAGGGGCGGGGCCUGAGGCAGCCAGUGCAAGGGGGGACCCCAUGCGUAAGCCUCGGAGGAGGGGCCGCCAGGCCGGGGGCAGCCCCGGCGCCGGGGGGGCGGCGGCGGCGCCGGGCGGUAGGGGCGGGGCCGGGCGCGGGGGCGGCGGCCGGAGCAUCCACCAGCGCUCGCCCUCGCCCUACAGCCUGAAGGUGUCGCCGGCCCGGGAGACCCUGACCUACGCCCAGGCCCAGAAGAUGGUGGAGGUGGACCUGGACGGGCGCCUCCACCGGAUCAGCAUCUUCGACCCGCUGACGGUCAUCACCGAGGACGAGAUGACGGCGCAGGACAUCGCCGAGUGCAACAGCAACAAGGAGAACAGCGAGCAGCCGCUGCUCCCCAGCAGCGCCAAGCCGGGCCGCCGGCCGCCGGCCGCCAAGGGCCGGAGGAAGGACGCCAAGCACUCCUCCUCCUCCUCCUCCUCCUCGUCCUCGUCCGCGCAGCACGGCCACGCCAACUCCCAGCAGCAGUCCAAGUCGCAGGCCAACGCGUCCCACCACCCGCUCCACCACGGGCCCCUCCCGAAACCCUCCUUCCGCCUGCUGGAGGCCUUCUCCCCCACCGACGCCCCGCCCCUCCCCGCCGCCUACUACCGCUACAUCGAGAAGUCGGCGGAGGAGCUGGACACGGAGGCGGAGUACGACAUGGACGAGGAGGACCUGGCCUGGCUGGAGAUGGUCAACGACAAGCGGGCGUCGGACGGCCAGGCUGCCGUGUCGCCGGACACCUUCGAGCUGCUGAUGGACCGGCUGGAGAAGGAGUCGUACCUGGAGUCGCGCAGCCAGGCGCCGUCGCAGAGCGCCAUCGACGAGGACGCCUUCUGCUGCGUCUGCCUGGACGACGAGUGCCUCAACAGCAACGUCAUCCUCUUCUGCGACAUCUGCAACCUGGCGGUGCACCAGGAGUGCUACGGCGUGCCCUACAUCCCCGAGGGCCAGUGGCUGUGCCGCUGCUGCCUGCAGUCGCCCUCGCGGCCCGUCGACUGCGUGCUGUGCCCCAACCGCGGCGGCGCCUUCAAGCAGACCAGCGACGGGCGCUGGGCGCACGUGGUGUGCGCCAUCUGGAUCCCCGAGGUGUGCUUCGCCAACACGGUGUUCCUGGAGCCCGUGGAGGGCGUGGACAACAUCCCGCCCGCCCGCUGGAAGCUGACGUGCUACCUGUGCAAGCAGAAGGGCCGCGGCGCCUCCAUCCAGUGCCACAAGGCCAACUGCUACACGGCCUUCCACGUGACCUGCGCCCAGCGCGCCGGCCUCUUCAUGAAGAUCGACCCGGUGCGCGAGACCAACGUCAACGGCACCACCUUCUCCGUCAAGAAGACGGCGUUCUGCGACGCGCACUCGCCGCCGGGCAAGGGCGCGCGGGCCGGCUCGGGCGAGGACGACGAGGAGGAGGAGGAGGACGAGGAGACGGGCGGCCGGGUGGUGGGCGGGCGGGGCAGCCGGGGCAGCAGCGCCUACACGCAGAGCCCCGCCGUGCGGGCGCACCGGCGCGGGGGCAAGAAGAAGGGCGCCGCCUCCUCCUCCUCCUCUUCCUCCAGGCUGCUGAAGAAGAAGGUGAAGAAGAGCCUGGAGGCGGCGUCCCGCCGCGCCGCCGCCGCCAUGCCGCUGGUCACCGUGCCGCAGAUCCCCGCGCACAGGCUGAACAAGAUUUGCAAAGGGGUCCUCCUCCAGAGGAAGAACCAGUUCCUGCAGCGGCUGCACAACUACUGGCUCCUGAAGCGCCAGUCUCGCAACGGCGUGCCGCUCAUCCGCCGCCUGCACUCGCACCUGCAGGCCCAGAGGAGCGCCGAGCAGGCGGAGCCGGAUGAGAAGGUGUGCGCCGUGAGGGAGGAGCUGAAGUACUGGCAGAAGCUCCGGCACGACCUGGAGAGAGCCCGGCUGCUGGUGGAGCUGAUCCGCAAGAGGGAGAAGCUCAAGAGGGAGCAGGUGAAGGUGCACCAGGCCACGCUGGAGAUGCAGCUGACCCCCGCGCUGGUGCUGCUGCGCUCCACGCUGGACCAGCUGCAGGAGAAGGACCCCGCGCAGAUCUUCGCCCAGCCCGUCAACCUCAAGGAGGUCCCUGACUACCUGGAGUUCAUCUCCCAGCCCAUGGACUUCUCCACCAUGCGGUCCAGGCUGGAGGCUCAUGGGUACCACUCGCUCGCAGAGCUGGAGGGCGACUUCAACCUGAUGGUGGCCAACUGCCUGCGCUACAACUCGCGCGACACGGUCUUCCACCGGGCGGCCGUGCGCCUGCGCGACCUAGGGGGCGCCAUCCUGCGCCACGCCCACCGCCAGGCCCACAGCAGCGGCCUGGACCCCGACACCGGCAUGCUGCUGCCCGACUCGCCACACAAGAACGACUACUACCGCUGCUCCUGGGAGGACGUGGACACCCUCCUGGUCCCGGAGAACCGGCUGCACCUCUCGGUGGAGGAGCAGCUGAAGGAGCUGCUGGACAAGCUGGACAUGGUGACGUCCAUGCGCUCGAGCGGGGCGCGGACCCGCCGCAUCCGCCUGCUGCGCCGCGAGAUCAACAGCGUGCGCUACCGGCUGGGCCAGCAGCAGCAGCAGCAGCGCCACCUGCUGACGCUCAACGGCGCCGUCAAGGAGGAGGAGGACGAGGACCGGGAGGAGGAGGAGGAGGAGGAGGCGGCGGCGGUGGAGGAGGACAACAACGAGGGAGAGGGGGAGGAGAGGGAGGAGAGCGGCGGAGGAGGAGGAGGAGGAGGAGGGAGGGGCGGCGGCGGAGGCAAGGACGCCGCCACGCGCGUCCCGUCCGCCGCGCUGGAGAAUGACGACAUGAAAUCCACCCCCCCACCAACGCUUGAACCCACAAGCCCUGCCCUGUCCCACCCCCAGGGAGACGCCCCCCUGGACCCCCCCACGCUGCGGCCGGUGACGGGGGAGCCGCGCCCCCCCGGCCGCUCGCACAAGCGCCUGAAAUGGGACGCUGAAGGCGGGGGCGGCGGCGCCGGAGGAGGCGGCCCCAGCGCGGAGAACGCCGGCGGCGGGGGCGCAGGAGGAGGAGGAGGAGGAGGGGGAGGGGGGGAGGAGACGCCGCGCUCGCCCGGAGAGGGCCGCAUGGUGAACGGGGUCUCCCCCUGCGGGACCCCCCGCACCCCUCCCUCCGUGGGACGCCGCACCUCCGUCCUGUUCAAGAAGGCCAAAAACGGGGCCAAGCUGCUGAAGGACAGAGAGAGCCCCCUGCAGAACGGGGGGGCGGCGGCGGCGACGGGCAACGACGAGGCCCCCCCCGGGGCUGCCGGCUCCCCCCCCGCCCCCGGCUCCACCCCGAACCCUUCCGCAGUCACACCGCCCAAAGCUGCCGUCGCCACCCCGCCCCCACCCUCGCCCCCCACCCCCCGGCAACGGCCCAGAAGCCUCAGCGCCAGUUCUGAGAGCGAGGGGGAGAAGUCGCCCCGCCCCGCCCGAAAGGGAGGCCUGACGAAUGGAUUCAGGAAGCACAGAGACAGCUGCUCGGACUCGGAGUGCAGCCCCUCCCCCACCUUCCGCAAGGACAGGUGAGCCGCCCG